UAAAGCGGUUAGAUUUGCAACAGGUCGCGAGCAGUGACGUUUUGAGAGUGCACCGAAUUUUUUUGUGCACCGAAUGCAUGACUAGUGUCUAGAGAUCUCGCGCUGAGCUGAAUAAAAAAUGCCCUGUAAAGCCGACACGUGCCCGACAUGCAGCAGGACCGUCGGUAUAUUUGCAGCCGGAGCUCGAGACAGACGCGAGCGCAGACACACCACACAGCGUGUUUUCCCAUCCGACAUUUUCCUACAUUAUUUCACACUGUGCACUGCGUGAACCCCUGAGACAUGCACAUAUGCGUCUCUGUUUUAAUUUCACGCGGCAAUGAUGCAUCACUUAAUGGUGAUGAUGAUGAAGAUGAUGAAGAUUCGGAAGUACUCGGCAUCUGCGUGAGGAACUGUGUCACCUCUAACCGUCUGAUGCAGAGCAAACGUGACAUUCAGCAGCAAUAAUAAUCUACCAACGUUAACUCAAUGGAAUCUAACCCAGGCAACCCUCAUAAUGAGCCCAAACUAUGCUACAAGACCAGACGCAAAAACCAGCACCAAGAGGCCACUGUGCCUGCUGAUGUGAGAGGAGGAAAAGGGACAUUCCUUGUCAAAAAAGGAGGGAAGUCAAUAGAUUCUCCUAUGCAAACCAAAACACCAAACAGUACUGUUAUACCAAGCACUCCGCCCACUUUAGCUCCUGCAUCUGCUUCAGCAUCACCAACUGCUUCAAGAACACUUCUUGUCCCAGCAGCUGGAGCUUCGUCAAUUACUUCCACCAUAAUUCUUCAAAACAAAAACCCUGACAAGCAUGCUGUUGGAACCAUUCAAGGGACCACACUGACUACUGAAACCAGUGAGCACAAGAUAAAGUAUUCCAGAGAAGGAGAACUGAAGAGCUCUGUUAAAAACUUCUCCAAAACCAUCAAUAAAACCACAACUCAUAGUAGUGCAACCACAAAUUUGCAGAAAAGCCUACAAAAAACAACUCCAGCAGUUGUAGCUACAAGAACAGUCUUGCCUAAAAGUGUCCAACAAACAUCUCUUUCUGAAGUCCCCAGAACUAUGUCCAGCCCAAAGCUCAGAUCCAGUCCUACUCCAACAAUCGCAAUGGACAGAGCUGAAUCCUAUAAUGUGGGGAGAAGCAAUGAGAUGGUUCCAUUAAUUGCACACAAACUUGAAUCUAAGGACAACGGGGCAUGUGUGAUGGAAGACAGUCAAGAGGUGCAAAGUUUGCAGCCACUGGAGACAAAAGAAGGCAAGAUAGCAAUAGUUCAGAGGGAUAAAGAUGAAGAGAAUAACAGAGACAGGAAAGAAGAAGAAGGUAUACUUACACAAGUUCGAUGCAGUCUCAAAGGAAGUGACAUCACUCUUCAGAUGGCAUCUAAAUGUCCCCUUUUGCCUCCAGGGGCAACAACCAUCUCCACAUCACAGGUGAAGAAGACAGCAAGCAGGACAGAUGGAAAUGCCAUGCCCCAGGAGAGAGAUUGUGAGAGAGAGAAAAGAAAGGAUUGGAAGGAAGGUAUAGAAGGACGAGAAGCCCUUGAAAAGAUAAGUGGACAUAAAGAGAUAGAGCAAGAGAAAAAGACAGAAGAGAAAAUAGAGAAAGAACGGACUGGCCAGGACAGAAACAGCAAAGCCAAAGAGAAAGAAAAGGAAGAAAAAGAAAUAGAAGAGUCAAAAAAACUGAACAAGAUCAAGAGCUUCAAAGAUUCUGCAGCAAUGACAGAGGAGAACCCUGUUCCUGUCCAAACACUUGAUGCUGCCCUGCAGACAGACCUCUUGUAUGAAGAUGCUGAAAUUCAGGCUGUUGUAGAGGUCAGCAACAAGUCCACAUCCAUGAGUCCAAACAUGACAUACUGGAGCCAAAUGGAUCCUAUGGCUAACCUCAGCAACCAUAAGAAGGUUUCUGGAACUGCCAGUAUGGGCAUACAAAAUGGACCUGGCCAAGAUAUCAGCUUAGAUUCAGCACCAAUAACCUUUGCAUCAGAUGGAUCCAUGGCUAAAGGUCUGAGUCCAACCGCUUUCCAGUCUUCCAUAUCCUCCAAACCUACUCGGCAACAUGUCUGUGAAAUUCAGAUCGAAUUGCGCAGCCAGUCUACUAUCUCUGACAGUCUGGCUUUGCCAGAAGAGGAGGAGUCACAACCAUCUCCAACAAGAUCUGGCCCUGAAAGGGAACCCAAACAAGUGGACAAAGAAGGAAACCAAGCAGAGACUGGUCCACUUCCAGAGGUGGCGUGGGAUGAGCAAGGCAUGACGUGGGAGGUUUAUGGGGCGGCUGUGGAUAUGGAGUCUCUUGGUUUUGCCAUCCAGAAUCACCUCCAGCGCAAGAUCCAAGAACACGAGGAGCGCAUUGGACACCUCCGCAAGUCCAUCUCACUCUCCGAGCACUCAAAUAGUGAUGGGAAAAAAGGAAGAAAGAUCAAGAAGAAAAGGAAUGCCUUCCGGUCACUAUUCCAAACAUCCACUUGUUGUUUGAAGACCAAAUCUGAAGCCUAAAUGGCUGUAUGCUGUAAGUUCGGACCACAGCAACUAAGUGUGAAUUUGUGAGAGAACUUUGAGAACAUUUAUUGGAGUUCUAGGCAGCUGUUUUCUGUUAGACUGUUAUGUUAGAGUGGUAGAGACAAGACAGGGAGGUGUGGUAUGAAUAGAGGAACGUUUAGAUGGAUUUAAGGUUAACUAGGUUUCCUUAUUGCAGUAACAUAAAAUAAAUGGCAUUGGCCCAAACACGAUGAUCCCCAGACAUCUGUGGUCUGGAGUAAAAAAGAGAAAAUCGGGUGGCAAACUUCCUCGUGGUAUUGUAGCACUGCGUUCCAGACAUGCACACUGUAUGUUCACGCAGUUAGCCCAGUUAGCCAGGUAUUGUAGCUCACACUGAUGCACUUUAGCGUCACCUGAAUCCAUUUGUUGUAAUUCACUGGUUUAAUUCAUUGCUGAUAGACAUAGUUUGUCAGAAGUAAUAAUCUUUGGCUAGAUGGUACUUCUUAAACGUUCACUUUGGUAUUAUAUUCUGUGUUGUUAGACCAGUAUUUUCCAGUCCUUGUCCUUGUGUACCAAUCAGCUACACAUUUCAUGGUACCAUAUCUUGUUUACUUCCUGAUUUUCCCUCAAUUUAUGCUCCAGUUCUACGUUUCCCACACCAUGAUUAUCAUUACUAGUAUCAUUUUGUCUUGAUAUCAAGUGUAUAUGUCCUUCCUUUGGGCUGUUUGCACAGUCUUGCAUUACACCACCGUAAAUUUAAGCUGUGUUUCAUAAUUUCCUAAUUUUGUACUUGCCUUGUUUUCACUUCCAAGUUAGUUAUGGUCCAAAAUUGUUGGAUGUUUUAAUGCGUUUCAAUGAUGACAGUAGCUGCAUUAGUUUUGAUUUCAGAACAUCUCUUAGAGAAUCUGCUAUAAAGUUCAUUGUUUCCUGAUCUUGGAGUACUAGUAUUUCCUGCAUCCAGCACACCUGAUUGAGCUGAAAAGAAAUGUGUUAGUAUGGGAAACAUACUAAACUUGGUAUAUGGCAAAGGUUCUCUGGGACCAGAACUGAAAAAGGCUACUCUAGUCUAAUGGUCUUGAAUAAUGAUCAAUAUUUAAUCAUUUCCAUUAGAACUGUGAUCAUUCAUUCAUGCAUGUAGUUUUGGGGUUUGGUGGUUGUGUGUUUGUUUGUGUUUUUGGAUAACAUGUAUCAUUCCCAAUCACACACUGAAAUUAAAAGGGAAAACUGAAAAGACAUUGUUUGUUCAUUACCUGCCUGCACAAAUUGCCUUUUCCUCCCUCUGAAGGCUCCCAGUGGAAUAUCUGCCCCACUUUCUGUAAAGGUGAAGUGUGUAUGAAU
This is a messenger RNA of Hemibagrus wyckioides, 3801 nucleotides long. RefSeq names its product GPRIN family member 3a (gene gprin3a). The coding region runs from base 469 to 2481 and encodes 670 amino acids. Lineage: Eukaryota; Metazoa; Chordata; Actinopteri; Siluriformes; Bagridae. The record is from RefSeq and is a predicted model, not a curated record. Gene Ontology annotation, biological process: neuron projection development. The transcript has 2 exons. Gene Ontology annotation, cellular component: plasma membrane.